Penicillium malachiteum is the source of this 2121-nucleotide messenger RNA. Its product is annotated as putative mucin family signaling protein Msb2. The record is from RefSeq and is a predicted model, not a curated record. Gene Ontology annotation, molecular function: osmosensor activity. Bases 1 to 2121 code for a protein of 706 amino acids. Lineage: Eukaryota; Fungi; Ascomycota; Eurotiomycetes; Eurotiales; Aspergillaceae. Gene Ontology annotation, cellular component: extracellular region; plasma membrane; cell surface. Gene Ontology annotation, biological process: establishment of cell polarity; osmosensory signaling pathway via Sho1 osmosensor; hyperosmotic response. The transcript has a single exon.
AUGCGUGCCGAUACUCUAUCUGUUUUGGCCGCGUUGUCCCUCGGGGGCCUCCAGCUGGUAACUGCUCAGGAAGCUGUUCAGGAUGAUGUGACGCAUGUGGAACGACCGCGCUACUAUUUCCCUCGUGAUAUCAAACGUACUGUCCGGAAUAACACCAGCAAUGACAACCCCGUUGAAUCCAUUCUCGACGAUGUGACCGGUGAAACCCCAAGCUCGACCACAUCUUCAGAUGCCGCAUCUUCAACCGGAAGUGAAGUGGUUGUGGUGAUUUCUAUCGAUAGUGAAGGACACCGCCACACUGUCACCACCGAGACUCGUUCCAAAUCCGCCCUGUCAACUGACAAGGAAACCACUACGACUGCGGUGGACGACACCACAACAACCGCUAAGGAUUCUACCUCGGCUACUACAACUGCAACUGCCUCCGGUACUACGACGGCUUCUGCCACUGCGACUGCAACCGCCACUGCGACUGCGACUGCAACCGCGACUGCGACUGCGACUACGUCUUCGUCUGAUAACAUCAUUAGCGACAUUGAGAACGGAGUUUCGGAUCUUCUUAGUGGCGGCACCACCACUGCAGCAUCCAAUGGCACCACAACCGCUACUGCCAAGACUACCAGCGUGACAGCCAGUGGCAGUGGCAGUGGCAGUGUCAGUGUCAGUGCCAGUGCCAGUGCCACCUCAUCAUCUGCUGGAGAUGAUUUCCUUAGCUGGUUACUUGGAUCCGAGAGUGCCACUGCCACAGGAACAGCCAGCAACUCCACCGCAUCUACCAUCCCAGUCAGCGUUCCUUUGACUGCCAGUCCCACUGCAACAGGCGAUGCUCUCACCAGUAUCCUCAACAGUAUUUCGGCCGCUCUCAAUGGCACUGAUGCCACUACUACCGGCAUUGGUGCGGUUCCCACCCCUCAUGGAAGUCAGCAUGUAUCUGCUACUUCAACUGGUGUUUUGGGUGGUAACGGCAGCGGCAGCGGCAGCGGUAACACUGCAACCCCAACCGGUUCCAUUGGCGUCAUUCCUUCGCCGCACUCCCCCAGUGCUGGCUCUGGCAAGCCUUCUGGUUCCGGUGCCGUCCCUACACCUACUGGCAACCAGACCCCCAAGGCCUCAACUUCCUCUACCCCUAGCCUUACACCCGUUAUUCUACCCACAUCUACCUCUGAGGCUGAGACUACUGCUGCACCUACCUCCACUGAAACCCCAACAGAGAGCGCCUCUGCUGAGACCAGCAACUGGGUGGGUUCGAGUAUUCUGGCCCUCCCUACCGAGACUAGCACUCAGACUGGCACUGCUCCCAGCUCCACAUCAACCACUGUGGUUACUCUCCCAGAUUCGAUCACUCCCUCGAAUGGCGUUAGCAGUGCACCUGCCGAUUCUGAAUUGCUUCAAUUCGGUUUCGACAGCAGUCUUCCGUGGUCUUUUGUCGCUACCACUGCCCUGUCAUCGUCUCAGAUCUUUGAGUACAUCCCCCAGGCUCUUAAGCAUGCUAUGCCCUACUGGGGUAGCGAGGCCGUGAUGUACUCUCUUGAGCCUUACUACAGCUGGGAGACCACCGGUUACAAUGCCACCCUUAUCAUCUUCUACUACCCCACCAAGGGAUACCAGAAGCUCAAGGACGAGCACUCCAACCCUAACUCUGCCCUGUAUACCGAGACCCAGAGUGAGACUGUCAAAUCCCUGAUGUCUAUGGUUGACUCUUCUAUUCCCCUGGUUUACACCGGCAGCUGGCCAAGCAAUGGCAACGACGGGUCCUCCGGCUCUGAUGGUGGCAGUGGUAGCAGUGGUGACGGUUCCAGCAGCAGCGGCGGCGGUAGUGACGACUCCGGCUCCGGAAACACCGAUGAUGGUUCCUCCAACAGCAGCAAGAGCAGCGCUAGCUCUGCUGGUAUUGCCUGUGGUGCCGUUGCUGGUGCUGCCGCCUAUGGCGCGGGUAUGUUCUACCUUGCUCGCCGUUACCGCAAGAAGAAGCAGCUGCACCAGCGUUCCCCCUCUACUGCUGAUCAGAUGAGCCAGGGUGGUUCUGGCUCCAUCUUCGCUGGCGCCAACCGUGUUUCUAGUCAACGCUCCCAGAUGAUCAGUGCCCCGGUUAUGGCUGAGAACUCUCUGGGCUGGAACUAG